Molecule: messenger RNA, 1323 nt
Organism: Perognathus longimembris pacificus (Pacific pocket mouse)
Lineage: Eukaryota; Metazoa; Chordata; Mammalia; Rodentia; Heteromyidae
Gene: Foxb2
Product: forkhead box B2
Exons: 1
Coding region: 1-1323 (440 amino acids)
Biological process (GO): cell differentiation; regulation of transcription by RNA polymerase II; anatomical structure morphogenesis
Molecular function (GO): DNA-binding transcription factor activity, RNA polymerase II-specific; RNA polymerase II cis-regulatory region sequence-specific DNA binding
Source: RefSeq, a predicted model, not a curated record
AUGCCGCGGCCGGGGAAGAGCUCGUACAGCGACCAAAAGCCGCCCUAUUCGUAUAUCUCGCUGACCGCCAUGGCCAUCCAGCACUCGGCCGAGAAAAUGCUGCCGCUGAGCGACAUCUACAAGUUCAUCAUGGAGCGCUUCCCCUACUACCGCGAGCACACGCAGCGCUGGCAGAACAGCCUGCGCCACAACCUCUCCUUCAACGACUGCUUCAUCAAGAUCCCGCGCCGGCCCGACCAACCCGGGAAGGGGAGUUUCUGGGCGCUGCACCCCGAUUGCGGCGACAUGUUCGAGAACGGCAGCUUCCUGCGGCGUCGCAAGCGUUUCAAGGUGCUGCGCGCGGACCACGCGCACCUGCACUCCGGUAGCAGCACCAAAGGCGCAGCGCCGGGGUCGGGACCCGGAGGGCACUUGCAUCCCCAUCACGCGCAUCACCCGCACCACCAUCACCAUCACCACCAUCACCACCAUCACGCAACAGCACACCACCACCACCAUCCGCCGCCGCCGCCGCCGCCGCCGCCGCCGCCGCCGCCGCACAUGGUGCACUAUUUCCAUCAGCAGCCGCCCCCGGCCCCGCAGCCGCCGCCGCCACCGCCGCAUCUCCAGUCCCAGGCCCCGCAGCCGCCGCCCCAGCAAUCCCAGCCCGCGCAGCCGUCGCAUCCCGGUAAGAUGCAGGAGGCGGCGGCCGUGGCGGCGGCGGCGGCGGCGGCGGCGGCCGCGGCGGUGGGCAGCGUGGGGCGCCUGUCUCAGUUUCCACCCUACGGGCUGGGGUCGGCCGCCGCCGCCGCCGCCGCCGCCGCCGCCUCCACCACGGGCUUCAAACACCCGUUCGCCAUCGAGAACAUCAUCGGCCGGGACUACAAGGGUGUGCUGCAGGCGGGUGGGCUGCCAUUGGCCUCCGUCAUGCAUCACUUGGGCUACCCCGUUCCGGGCCAGCUGGGGAAUGUCGUCAGCUCGGUGUGGCCUCACGUGGGUGUCAUGGAUUCGGUGGCCGCCGCCGCCGCCGCCGCGGCAGCAGCUGGGGUCCCCGUCAGCCCGGAGUACGGAGCAUUCGGGGUGCCCGUCAAAGCCCUGUGCCACUCAGCCAGCCAGAGUCUGCCAGCGGUGCCAGUGCCCAUCAAGCCCACGCCAGCGCUGCCCCCGGUGACCGCGCUGCCGCCGGCGCUCACCGUCCCCGCCGCCGCCCAGCAGCCGCCCGCGCCCGCCGCCGUGUGCCCCGCGGCCACCGCCUCACCCACCGCCCCCCUGCUCGAGACCACGGCGGCCGGCGCGGCCGACGGCAAGGGCGGGUCGCUGCACUCCGUGCUGGUGCACUCCUAG